GAUAGAUCCCAAAUCUGUAUUGAUAUUGCGAUGACGUAAGGCUUGUGUAAUACAUAAGCCUAAUACUAGCGUCAAAUAAUUCAUUUCAAACACAGACAUCAUGCAGGUCGUUUGUAUAUUGCUGUUUCGGAUCGGAUCGGAUUGAUCGAAGAUAGAAGUUGAACCUCGCGGAUUAAGAGCAGUGCAAACACAGAAAUUGGAUUUAGCACAGAGAAAAAAAAAACGACAGCCAUGACGUACCAAUGUGAGGUGUGUAAUGUCACUUUCUCCAAACUGAGUCAGCUACUACAACACAGACGGACCGAGAAUCACUGGCCAAAAUUUACAUGCCCAAGCUGCAAGAAAAGUUUCACCAGAAAAAAUAACUUGAAACAACACAUGAAGAAACAUGAAGACGAAAAUAAUCAUCACUGUCCAGAGUGUCUUCGUGUAUUUACAAGAAGAGAUGCCCUCGAUGAGCAUUUUAAACAACACGAAAACCAAAGCGGCGGAGGAAGAAAGAGAAGUAGUGGUGAUGACGCAGAUUCCAAUGCCACCAAUAAAAAACAAAAGUUAUCAGCAAAGGACGAUGUGAAGGAUUACUAUCGUGUGGAUAAAAUCAGUGAAAGAAGAAUAGAAAAAUUCAACUCGACGGCAUCAUAUUACAAAAUAUCAGUGAAAGAUAUGGAGAUCAGAGAACUACCAAAUAUUAUCAAGACUUUAAAACAAAUUUUCCAAUCAAUUAUUGACACUAUUGCAGGCAACAUACCAUCGUCCGACAGAGUGAGAGUUACAAUGGAUAACCCCCAAUUGGACUUUCCCAUUGUCCUUCGAUUUAUGAAAAGGUCUGAACUUACAGUGGAUCGACUUUUGUCAGAAAUAGAAAGGGGUGCUUCAGUCGUAUGAACAGUUUGUGCUUGAUGAAACAUUUGGGUUGGAGUUUGUGCAUGUGCAUUUACCCAAUGGAAGUGGAACUCGUGGGAAACCAUUUGUGGACAUAUCAAAGUUGUUAAACAAUAAAGCAAGUGUCCUUCAAAUUAGAAAUACAGACGAGCUUUGCUGUGCACGCGCCAUAGUUACAGCGAUUGCACGUAUAGAAAAACACCCGCAAUGGAAUAAUAUACGUCUAGGCCAUCAUGCGCAAAAACAACUGGCACUGAACUUACACGACAAAGCCGGUGUACCUCUACAACGCUGUGGUAUUGAUGAAGUAAAAUUGUUUCAAUCAGCUCUUCCGGAUUAUAAAAUCGUCGUUUUAUCAAAGGACCAUUUCAAUGCUAUAAUCUAUGAAGGGCAGGAAGACGGCAUACCUAUAUACCUGUACUCACACAAUGAACACUUUGAUGUCAUUACAUCAGUCGCAGGGUUUUUGAAUAGAAGUUACUUCUGCCUGAAAUGUAAAAAGGGAUACAGUAACAAAGAGCAACAUGCCUGCAACAAUCCUUGCGUUCACUGCCAUCGUAUACACGAUGACGACUCUUUUAAUUGGGAACAUUGUAUUGACUGCAAUCGAAAUUUUAUGAAUGAAACAUGUUUUGCAAUGCACAAACAAAACCACGAUGUUGGAACUUCUACCUGCAGUAUGUAUUACAAAUGUAAGGACUGCGGACAAGCCAUAAAUGUGCGAAAACAUAAAAAGGCUCAUGUGUGCAAUGAAAAAUAUUGUAAAACAUGUAAGGAAUUCGUAGAAGAGGAUCACCAGUGUUUUAUGCAGCCAACCGAGGAAAGUGAAUCUGAGAGGGAAACUGUUAAAAAGAAAACAAACGAUACAAAAUAUAUAUUUUUCGACUUCGAGUGCACACAAGAUCAGCAGCUUCAAUGCGAAAAUGGAUAUCUAUCUGGGGUGCAUGGGAAGUGUGUAAACUGUAAUAAAGCCACUUGUGGUUCCUAUAAACAUCAACCGAACCUAUGUGUCGCGCAAAGAGUAUGUCGUCAUUGCCUGAAGAACGACUUGUCAAGCGAAUCGGAGUGUGAAUAUUGCGGAAGAAAUGAAUUGAUUUUCAAAGGCGAACAGACCACUCAGCAGUUUUGCAAAUGGCUAUUUUCUGAAGAAAAUGUUGGGGCCACCGUUAUUUGUCAUAAUUUCAAAGGCUAUGACAGUUAUCCAAUUCUACAAUAUCUGCAUGAAAAUGCCAUAUUACCAGAGGUCAUAACAAACGGAACGAAAUUUAUGUCAAUAAAAGUUCCCGUGUGCAAGAUGCGCUUCAUUGACUCCAUAAACUUUAUACCAAUGGCGUUGGCUGAUAUGCCCAAAGCGUUUGGUAUUGCAGAAUUAUCAAAGGGCUAUUUUCCACAUCUAUACAAUCGACAGGAAAAUCAAACCCAGACACUUACAAGUUUACCGGAUAGUAAGUACUACUACCCAGAUGGUAUGAAAAUAGACAAAAGAUUGGAGUUCAUAGCAUGGUAUGACAUUCACAAAAACGAUGCGUUUGAUUUUCAGUAUGAAUUGUUAAAAUACUGCCGAUCAGAUGUAGACAUAUUGAGAAAAUGCUGCCUAAAGUUUCGCGAGUUGUUUCAGGACAUUACACAUAAGAAUGAUAUUCCUGGCAUAGAUCCGUUUGAAAAAUGUUUGACCAUCGCCUCGGCAUGUAAUUUGGUAUUCAGGCGAAAUUUUCUAGAGCACGAAAGUAUUGGUAUUAUUCCAUCUCACGGGUACAGACCAGAGGAAAAACAAUCGGUUAUGGCAUAUCAAUGGAUGGCGUACCUAGCGCACGAAAAGCAGAUUAACAUCCAACAUGGGAGAAACAACGGAGAGAAACACAUUGGACCAUACAAAGUAGAUGGAUAUUACGAACGCGACGGCGAAAAAGUGGUAUUAGAAUUCCACGGCUGUUUUUGGCACGGUUGUUCUAAAUGUUUUUCAUCAAAAACAGUAAAUCCUGUUAAUGACAUGAGUAUGGGCGAUUUGAAUGCAAGAACCAUUGAGAAAAAAGAGUUUAUAGAAUCUGAGGGCUAUUCAUACAACGCUAAAUGGGAAUGUGACUUCAAAAAUGAUAUGGAGGUCAACCUGGACAUGAAACAAUACAUACAAAAACUUGAAUUUGUUGGCCCGCUUGAACCACGAGAUGCCUUCUUUGGGGGCCGCACAGAAGGGUUCAAAUUGUAUGAAGAAGCUUCAAGUGAACAAGAAAUAAACUAUUAUGACGUGACAUCAUUGUAUCCGUAUGUUAACAAAACUAGGAAAAUACCCUUGGGACAUCCCGAAAUAGUCACAGAAAAUUUCCAAGACAUAACCCAUUACGAAGGACUGAUCAAGUGUAAAAUCUUACCUCCUCGCGGACUCUACUUACCUGUUUUGCCCGUGAAAUCGAAUGGAAAACUGCUUUUCAGUUUAUGCAGAUCAUGCGCAGACCAAUAUCAGCAGUCGCCGUGUCAGCAUACUGAUAGUGAAAGAGCUUUCCUGGGGACUUGGGUAACAGACGAGGUAAAACUGGCCAUGUCGCAGGGUUACAAAAUUGUGGAAAUAUACGAAGUUUGGCAUUUUAAAGAUAUUUCACAAUAUGACCCAGACUCCAAAUGUGGCGGUAUAUUUACUGAAUACGUUAAUACCUUCCUGAAACUCAAACAGGAAGCAAGUGGGUGGCCGGAAUGGUGCCAAGCAGAAGAAGACGAGCAAAGAUAUAUAAAACAAUAUUUUGAAAGGGAAGGGAUCUGGCUUGAUUAUGACAAAAUACAACGAAACCCCGGGUUAAGGUCACUGGCAAAACUCAUGUUGAAUUCAUUCUGGGGGAAAUUCGGUCAAAGGUCAAAUUUAACCCGAACGACGUAUACUGACGACCCUUCCGUCUUUAUGGAUAUGAUGACAUCGGAUCAACAAGAAGUGAAAAACGUCCGAUUCGUCAAUGAAGAGGCAGUACAAUUAGAUUGGGUUCACGGGAAUGAUUUUGUAGACGAUUCCUCUCGGACAAACGUAGUGAUAGCUGCAUAUACAACAGCACAGGCCCGUCUAAAACUUUACAGCUACCUACAGCGCCUGGGUCAACGCUGUCUUUAUUGUGACACGGAUUCAAUAAUUUUUAUUUCAAGACCUGGACAGUGGAGGCCAUCCCUUGGGGAUCAUCUCGGGGAUAUGACUGACGAGGUUUCGGGGAAUAAAAUUACGAAUUUUGUCACCGGCGGUCCCAAAAAUUAUGCUUACAAAACAGAAAGCUGUGAUAAAAACGGUUACUUUUCAAUUUGCAAAGUGAAAGGGAUCACGCUUAAUUUCAAAAACACCCUCAAAAUCAAUUACGAUAUGGUAGUAGAUAUGGUUAGGGGAUCAUCGGCAAGUUCAUCUGUUCAAGUUCAAGACAUGAAAAUAUGCAGGGACAUCACACAAACUAAUAUUAUUACAAGACAAGAAACCAAAGACUAUAGAAUUGUGUUUGACAAAAGGGUUAUCCAUGAGAAUUACCUCACCUACCCUUAUGGUUACUAAUGCGCUGUUUUAGAAUGUCAUUUGUUUGUUGUAUACAACUUUGAUGUAAAAUAUAGUAUGACUUUUGUUUCACAUGUUCUUGUAUGUGACAUGUAAAUGGCCCUCUAAUGCUACCACUUCGUUUUGUUUAACCAAUGCACUGUUUUGAAUGAUAUUUAUUUGUUGUAUAUAACUUUGCUGUAAGACAGUUUAUGUAUUUUAUUUCUCAUGUACAUGUAUUGGAAUGUGACAUAAAUUAUUA
This is a messenger RNA of Mya arenaria, 4640 nucleotides long. RefSeq lists its product as uncharacterized. The transcript is spliced from 3 exons. The record is from RefSeq and is a predicted model, not a curated record. NCBI's taxonomy places the organism in Eukaryota, Metazoa, Mollusca, Bivalvia, Myida, Myidae. Gene Ontology annotation, molecular function: DNA-directed DNA polymerase activity; nucleotide binding; DNA binding. Gene Ontology annotation, biological process: DNA replication. The coding region runs from base 1499 to 4399 and encodes 966 amino acids.